This is a messenger RNA of Penicillium diatomitis, 1875 nucleotides long. RefSeq names its product putative siderochrome-iron transporter (gene sit2). The record is from RefSeq and is a predicted model, not a curated record. Gene Ontology annotation, molecular function: transmembrane transporter activity. NCBI's taxonomy places the organism in Eukaryota, Fungi, Ascomycota, Eurotiomycetes, Eurotiales, Aspergillaceae. Gene Ontology annotation, biological process: transmembrane transport. Bases 1 to 1875 code for a protein of 624 amino acids. The transcript is spliced from 3 exons.
AUGGGUGUAUUCGAUGGCCAUGGCGGCCGCGACGACACUGGGCGUCUGACCAAGUCGGUAGUCGACGCGUCUGAUCUCCACAGCUCAAAGCAUGCGCAGUCUAGGACCGCAGAUACGGCGCUGGAGAUGUCUCCCGAGCAGGAGACUCCUACCACUAGCGACACAGAUUCAUCGUUCGGUGUAAACGGCGUCGAUGACGACGAGAAGGAGGUGCAGCACAACCCCGAGCACGUCACUGUGCAGGCGGGCUUGGGACAACAGAAAGCUGAAGCAGCAGCUCUGGUGUGGAGCCGCAACACGGUCUUUGCCGUCUACGCAUGGAUUUGGGUCGGCUUUUUCAUGCUGGCCUUCCACUCCGCUAUGAGCUCCACGCUCAUGAAUUGGGUCUACAGUGACUUUCAAUCCGCUCCCCAGGUGUCAACCUCGUACAUCUUGGCUAGCAUCAUCGGUGGAACGCUGAAGCUCCCGCUGGCAAAGACCUUGCAGCUAUGGGGUCGUGGCGAGGCUUUGCUUUUUUCCACGGCUGUCUACAUUCUAGGCAUGAUCAUCUUGGCAGCUUGCAACGGACCCAACGCAUUUGCCGCAGGAUACGUCUUCUACUGGAUUGGAUACUAUUGUAUCUAUCUCAUUCUCGACAUCUUCGUUGCCGACACCACAGGACUGCGGUCGCGAGCAUUUGCCUUCGCCUUUGCCAGUACCCCCUUCAUUUGUACCGCGUUCACCGGUUCUUUGGCAGCGCAGUCAGUUUUCCAAACUGCUGGCUGGCGCUGGGGAUACGGCAUCUUCUGCAUCAUCCAGCCCUUCGUGUUCAUUCCUCUGGCGGUGGUGUUCAAGUUUUAUGAACGAAAGGCUAUUCGUCUCGGAGUGUGGCAGCCAAGAAACUCUGGACGCACAAUGUUCCAGUCGGUCGUUCAUUAUUUCCAUGAAUUUGAUGUGGUGGGCGCACUCCUGCUGAUGGCCGCAUGGGUCAUCUUCCUGCUCCCCUUCAGUCUAGCUCAAUAUGGUCGCUCUCAAUACGACUCAGCCACCUUCAUUGCCAUGAUCGUUGUUGGAUUCUGCAUGCUCUUUGUGUUCGCUGCAUGGGAGAAGUGGUUUGCCCGCCACCAUUUCAUCCGCUAUGAAAUGCUCAAGAAACCUACCAUCCUUGGUGCCUGCAUCUGCUCGGCUGUCGCUUUCUUCAGUUUCUAUCUCUGGGAUCAGUACUUUUACAACUUCGUUCUGAUCACAUAUAAUCUGAACGCCAGUAUGGCCGGCUAUAUGAUCCAGAUCUACAAUGUGGGAUCAACCUUCUGGUCGCCUAUUCUGGGACUGAUCAUCUGGUGGACCAAGCGCUUCAAGUACAUUGUCCUCUUCUUCGGUGUACCUUUGAUGCUUCUUGGUUCUGGCUUGAUGAUCUACUUCCGUGGCUCUGAGCACGGUAUCGGCUACAUCAUCAUGUGCCAGAUCUUUAUUGCCUUUGCGGGUGGCACGAUCGUUAUCGGCGAGGACAUGGCCGUGAUGGCAGCUGGUGGCCGCGAAAAUACCCCCAUGAUGCUUGCUUUGAUUGGUCUCUUCUCCAGUAUCGGCGGCGGCAUCGGGUAUGCAGUGUCUGCUGCUAUCUACAACAAUGUGUUUGUGGAUGCGUUGACGAGCCAUCUACCCGACGACCUCAAAGCCAACGCAACCCAGAUCUAUCUUGGAGGCAUCGGCGUGCAAAGCACCUACCCUGUGGGUUCUCCUCUUCGCGAUGCUUGUGUCUAUGCAUGGGGUUAUGCCCAACGCAUGAACUGUAUUGCCUCGACUUGCGUUCUUGUGCUGCUUAUCCCUGCCGUCGCUGUGUGGAAGAACUACGAUGUUGGCAAGAAGCAAAAUAAGGGUACCAUGCUCUUCGAUUAA